AUGGCAGCACCGUCGCAUCGAACAACCGCAGAAAGCUCGGCAGUUAGGCCUAUUAAGUGUGUGUGUGUGUGCAUGUACUGUUCUGCUUGUUUAUGUGCGACGAGAAACGCCAGCCAGAUGCCCGAUAACACCUGAGCCGUGUGUGAUUGCGUCGGAUGUGACUCGUGCGACGGCGUGCUGUCGUGCAGCGCGGACGCACAAUGCGGAUCCUGAAGUGAUUCAUCCCCGGCGAGCGAUAUCUCCCGGCCGCGGCUGGAAUUGACAGAAAAAUCAAGAUGGCCUCCGAGACUCCUCUGCCUCCGGCUGCUGCGCCGGACACCGAUUCGGUGGUUGUGUAUAGCACGAACGCGCUGGAAGAACGGGAGAUCACCGUCACAGAGCGGGCACCCAAGCCCAAGCCACCUCCAAUUGAUGUUACCGCAGCACAGCAAUACCAGCAGCCGGACAACAAGACGCCCACGACUGUGCAGCCCCAAACGCCUGGCAGUUCAGCCUACAAAAGCAAGCUGGACAAGGAGAAGAAAAUUGGCCAUCGGCGGGUCGACGAGGAGGGCCAGAUCACUUACAAAAAGAUUCAAACAUCGCAAAUUAUAGGUUCAAUUCAACUAGGCAUAGGCUAUGCCGUUGGCAGUUUGGCAUCGAAACCAGAGCGCGAUUUAUUGAUGCAGGACUUUGCCAUGGUAGAGUCAAUCUUCUUUCCUGGGGAGGGCAGCAAUCUCACGCCAGCACAUCACUAUAGCGACUUCAAAUUCAAGGCGUACGCUCCAGUCGCCUUUCGAUACUUUAGAGACCUGUUUAGCAUUAAAACUGAAGAUUUUUUGAUGUCUUUGUGCCACGAACCCAUGAGGGAGCUAACAAACCCUGGUGCCAGCGGGAGUGUAUUUUACCUCACCAAUGACGAUGAGUUCAUCGUGAAAACAGUCCAGCACAAGGAAGCCGAGUUUUUGCAGAACCUGCUUCCAGGUUACUACAUGAACUUGAACCAGAACCCACGAACACUGCUUCCCAAGUUCUAUGGCCUCUACUGCUACCAGUGCGGGGGCAAGAACGUGCGUGUUGUGCUGAUGAACAACUUGCUACCCUCGGUGGUGCCCAUGCACCAGAAGUACGACCUCAAGGGCUCCACCUACAAGCGCAAAGCGAACAAGCACGAGCGCAGCAAGCGCUCUCCGACCUUCAAGGACCUCGACUUUCUCGAGCACCAUCCCGACGGCAUCCUGCUAGAGGCUGACACAUAUAACGCUCUUAUCAAGACUAUCCAGAGGGACUGUCGGGUUUUGGAGAGCUUCAAAAUAAUGGACUACAGCCUCCUCGUAGGCAUUCACAACAUCGACCAGGCGGCAAGGGAACGAACAGAGCAGCAGUCUCAGGGUGCAAAGGAUGAAGUGAAACUCAAUUCAGCUGGCUCAGAAGAAGACUCCAGCUUUAAACCAACAGGAUCUGGGCUGACGCGGAGUAAGUCCGUAAACCGGCAACGGCUGGCGAACUUCUCCACCGCCAUGGAAUCAAUCCAAGCUGAUGUAGAGCCCAUUGAUCAUGACGAGGAUGUUCCAACCGGUGGCAUCCCAGCGAGGAACUCCAAAGGAGAGCGACUUCUCUUGUUCAUUGGAGUCAUCGACAUUUUGCAAAGCUACCGGCUCAAGAAAAAGCUUGAGCACACCUGGAAGUCCAUGUUUCAUGACGGGGACUCUGUUUCAGUGCACAGGCCCAGCUUCUAUGCGCAACGGUUUCAGGACUUCAUGGCCAAAAGGGUCUUCAAGAAGAUUCCCUCUCUGGAUCUCCCUGAAAUCAAGGGCCCUCAUCGCAAAUUUAGAGCCCUGGUGUCUAGUGUCUUAGCACUGAAGCACUCUCCUUCAAAGAGGAAAGGAGCUCCUGGGAGAACACGUCAGGUUUCAGCCAACGAACAGGAUGUCAUCAAGGAAGAAACGGAAGCAGACACAUCACCAAGCAGAGAUCAAGCUCGCAAGAGAAGCAGCCCGACCAUGCUUGAUGAAUGGAGGCAGCAGCAGCAGCCGUAGCAGUGCGGGCCCCAACAAGCCACAGCGGGCAGCGCCAAGCCACCACAAGGACCAUUGCUGUUGCCGUUGCUGCCGCCGUCCCUACUGCCGUGUCUGCAGUUUGAACAAGAGCUCGGGCCCCCACUUGUUGCUCGCAGGGGGAAAACUGCACCUCAUGAUACUCCUCCUAUGGACUCAAUUUUUAACUUUUCUUCUUACCUCCUGUGGCGACAUGCAUGUGUGUGCCUGUUGUUGCCUGUUGUUGGCACAGUUAGCAGCAAAUGCUGUUAAUAGAUGGAUCAACUUGCUAAUGGAAUGGAAAUGUCGUGGCAUAUUUUUAUGCAAACAUUGCGGUGUGUAAGCCACUCUCCUUGUGCAGUAGCCAAGCAUAGCUUUUAUUUGUAUAUUGUAUAGCAGUGUAUGUUGCCUGAUUUAAGACUCUGACUUUAGCGCUAUAUCUAUCUGCCAAGAGGCAGACCAACAAAAACUUCAUGUUGAUGUUCAUAUAAUUUUCACAGUAUCGGCAGUAUUUCUUUGUAACACUAUGUGGUCAUUACCGUAUAUUGUGAGUAUUUGUGUGCGUAUCUGUUUUUUAGCUCUGACAAUAAGCUCUUGUCUAUUUAUAUCUUUCUUUUAGAUGUUCAUAUCUGUUCAUAUCCUAUGUGUAAAAAUGCAGUAACGCCAGCACUUAUUGGGUAGGUACAACUAAUUGUGCACUGUUGAACAGUGGGUUGCAAGCUCAAAGGGAUACAUUUAGCAGAUAGCAUUGACACCCCCGUGUAAAAGUUAUCAGACCAGGUGGCAGAAAAGUCCUUACUUGAAAUUCGUCUUGUAUCUAAUACAUAGUGACAGCUACCUUCAGUGUUAAUACUUAUGACUACUUUUGUUGUCUUUACUGAGGCUGCAGUCUUAGAAUUGUAAUUUAGAAUGGUUGUAAGGAGUUUACUAUAUUAUUUGCAAGGCCACUUUGUCUUAACCCUUUCGCUGUCGGACCUUUCUGGCCGUGACGUACCCCCAGUGUCGGGUUGGUUUUAGGGAACGAGCAUAACAGGGAAUGAACAUAGCAAUUUAUUUUUGAUUAUAAUUGGUAUACAAAUAACAUAGUCAAUGCAAUAUGCACAUUUCAGUGUUCUGCAGCUGUUGUUAGUAAACAUCAUCAUCAUCAUCAUCAGCCUGACUAUAAAAUCCGUUCAACAUCCGCAUCUGAUGAUGCAGAACCCUCUUCCUGGCACGCGACUCUGUCCGAGUUCGAAUCCGAGCUCGGCUCGUAUUCUGAAUCGGAAUUGAGCCACCGCUCCAAUGAGCAGACGAAGGUCCCGCGCGCUCAGCCAUCCGAAAGUAACAGCGCGCAGGGAGGAGGAUGCCCUUUCAGUCGCCCGCACAAGAGAAAUGGGACGUUGCGUGAACAAGACAGAGGGAGAUGGAAAAGGGCUAAACAAAGUUCGAAGGGCUUUAUGUUUACUGCUGCAAGUCGGAAGCGAGGGUGCGGCGAGAGAGCGAAAGCAGCAAUCGAGUCACUCUUUUCGGAGAGGCAACGGCACGUGCGCCUGAACUUGACGCGCCGUAGCAGACACACCAACAGAAUAAAAAUAAAAACCUUCAAACCAGCGGAGAAGGCAGAACAACCCUUGAACCCAUAACCACACGCGCGCUACGCAUGAUCCAGCGAACGCGGAGCCACCGCGCCACUCAGCAAAGAGAAAGUGGGGAGUGGCAGUCGCACUGUACUCUUCAAUACAUGGACUUGGACAGGUCGGGGCGAAUAUACGAACUUGUAGAAGGAGUCAACAGAUAGCGUGGCCAAUCCAGGAGCGCCAGCUUUGCGCUCAGGCGCGAAAUUUUGAACGCGCGAUAGAGAACGUACCGGUACGUCAGUGACAUGUAGGGGGGGAAGCGCGAUGACGUACCCGUACGUCGGUGACAGCGAAAGGGUUAAAACACUAUGCCAUUUAAAUGUUCAAUCCCUGUGCGUGUUGUUUACGCAUCCUCAUCGUCUGUGCUUGGCGGCUGUAUGUUGGCACGCAUAUGUAGCAAUUGUCUUUCUAGUGUUGUGAAAUUUUUGUGCAUUUGUAAAUGCCUAUGAAGCAUUGUAGCAUUUUCCUUUUGUAACUUGUUGCUACUUAAGGCUGUUAAAUAUUCUAGCUAUAAUGAAGGCAUGUUAUUAUUAGUAGUGGGCACUGCAUCAACAAAAGAAUGUUUUCAGUAGGUGCCAACUGAAAGUACAGCGGUGUGCCUAAUUUUGUCUUCGGGACAUACGGUAAAACCUCCAUAGUUCGAUAUUGAGUUAUUCAAUAGUACGGAUAGCUCGUAUAAUUUAUGCAAUCUCGUCAUUCCUCAUGCAUACUUAACUUGAUUUAAUUUGACACCUGAUCAAUACUGAUGUCUGUCUGCGCCAGGUUUCAGUUCAAGCGUCAGAGCAGCAUACCCUGGCUGUAUCUUUUAAUAUCAUGGUAAUAGUGAGGGUGGCUCCACUAAUAGGGCACCGCUAGGGCUAGAUGAGCAGAGAAAAAAUCCUGACUUACAUGCAUGUUUUUAAAUCCUAACAGCUAAGAAUGGGAAAAUCUGUAGGGGCUGUCAGUUUUCAACAAGAGCUGAUCUGAGCUGACGGGGAAAAAUUUAGGCUGCCGCUUCAAAGUGUAAUGUUCAAGGAGUGUCUCAGUGUUUCUCAAUGAAAGCUUCCGGUGCUGUGAAAGGAGAUACUUAAGUCAUACAGUGGGCCACACUGAAACAGUGGCCAGAAUAAUGACCAUUGUAUGACCAAUAUCGGUAAGAAUAAUGUAAAUACCAAAGUGCGCUCCUCGUGCUGUGCACAGCACGCAACGUUCAGCUUGGCCAAGUGCACUGGUGGCCUUUCCAAGAAAGGAUGUGUGCUGUCCACAUCAGGAACAUAAUUCUGGGUGCUGUAGGCUACCAAACCAAGCAUCCUCACAAUACCAACUGCUUAACAUAACCAUUUAGCAGAUAUACGAAGUUUCGAGCCUUUUUUCUCCAAAGCUUUCUUUUUUGUACAAUUCAGAUAUCUGCUUAAUUUAUCUUUUUUCCUCUUCCUACAUGCAUCGAACUAACGAGGUUUUACUGCAUUGUCAAUUACGUGCCACACUGUUUACAUGGGUAUGCCAUCUAUUUACAUGCGGCAAAUGUGAUUCUCAUUUGUAGGUGGCCACUUGUGAUGAGAUGUACAAAGUAAUAUGUCAGCUUCUAGACAGAGCUUGUCUAACAGUGUGCCGUCAGUUGCCUCCAGAGCAGCCUGUAAUACACGCUGUCUUGUUUGGCACAAGUUGCCGUAAGACAAGAAGAAAGGACAGGGCCAUUUGCACUGCAUUAUGUUGUCAGCAGAUCCAUAUCAUUUACAGUGUAGAUCAUGGUCAGUUUCAAUUGUGAACGAUGCCAAGUAAUGUGUUGAUCUGUGGCACUGGCAAUCACCUGAGCUUCUGAAGAGCAAUCAUUCUUAUUCGCUUGCGUCAUUGCCUGUCAUAUCAUAAUUUCAAUGUGCAUUUAUGAAGUUUGACAUAUGUGUAAAAAUAUUUGAGCAGUCUGAAUUUUCGGUUAUUGAAACCUCGUGCUUUUCUUUUGUGUAUAGUUCACCUGUCGUUUCACGCUGCAGCGUCCUGUGAUUGUUGAUGGCACGAAGACUUGUUAGCACUAAGCAUUUGAGCCAUGUAGGUUUCUUGCCCUCAUGCAGAAGUGUCCUUACAUGUAUAGGUACAAUUGCAAGAGUCACAACGCAUUUAUUUCAGACAUGUCAUGAUCGUUAUGCCUCAUAUCUCAAACAGUGUGGUCUAGCAAGUUUUAUCUGAACCUAACUAUCAAAUGUCCAUUUUGAAGUAAGUAUUUACUCACAGUAUGAGUAAUUCUUUUUUUUACCACGUUAUGAAUGAAAUUGAAGUAGGAGAUUAUGACUUUUGUUGUUUGAAUGUUAUGUUUAUCUGGACAGUUCUCAAUGUAACCUCUGUUUUAUUUGUAAGAUUACCUUGCAAGUCUUAAAUAAAGCUGUUUUCUACACUGCAAAAAAUA
Messenger RNA from Dermacentor albipictus, 6011 nucleotides. Lineage: Eukaryota; Metazoa; Arthropoda; Arachnida; Ixodida; Ixodidae. The record is from RefSeq and is a predicted model, not a curated record.